CGGUGCGGAAGUUGCCGGGGGCCGCGCGGCCUCCCGGGCAGCCCCAGCUAUGUCGUCGGAGGACAGGGGCGACGUGGACAGGGCUCCGCGCGCCGCGGCCACGCUCUGUGGCCUGUACCACGAGGCGGAGCAGCAGCUGCGGCACCUCCAGGGCCAGCUGGCCGCGCGCGACGCCCUCGUCGCACGGCUCCGCGCACGCCUGGCCGCGCUCGAGGGGGACGCGGCGCCGUCGCUCCUGGACGCGCUGCUCGAGCAGCUGGCGCGCUCCCGGGAGCAGCUGCAGCGCCAACAGGGCGGGUCCGCCGAGGCCCAGCUGCGGCAGGAGGUGGCGAGGCUCUCCCAGCAGCUGGAAGCCAAGGAGCAGGAGCUCCAGGAGCUGGUGAGGCAGCCGCAGCGGGACCAGGACAAGGAAGUGCUCCUGCUGCGGAGGAGUGUGGCUGAGAAGGAGCGGGCCCAGGCUGCCAGCCACCUGCUGUGCCGCUCCCUGGCCAAUGAGACCCACCAGCUGCGGAGGACACUGGCUGCCACUGCCCACAUGUGCCAGCAUCUGGCCCGGCGCCUGGAUGAGCUGCAGCAUGCCCAGGGGCACACGGUGGACACGAGGGAACAGAGCUGUGACAAGGCAGGUCACAGAGCAGCUGGAAGCUCCACUCUGGCUGCCAUGGAGAAGUUGCGGGAAGAGAACCGGCUGUUAAGGCAGAAAGUGGCUCACGUGGAAGACCUCAAUGCCAAGUGGCAGCGCUACGACGCCAGCCGGGACGAGUACGUGCAGGGGCUGCAAGCGCAGCUGCAGGGGUUGCAGGCCCCCGGGGAGCCGGCGCUGCUGAGGAAGGAGAUCGCCCGGCUCAACAUGCAGCUGGAGGAGAAGAUCUGUGCUUGCACGGAGGUGCAGCGGCAGCUGGCCGCAGCCAGGACGGCCCAGGAGGCCGCGCUGGAGCAGGUCCAGGUGCUGGAGCAGCAGAUUCUCGCCUACAAGGAUGACUUCAGGUCGGAGCGGGCCGACCGGGAACGGGCCCACAGCAGGAUUGGGGAGCUGGAGGAGGAGGUCACCUCCCUGCUGGGCCAGCUGGCCCGGGUACAGGACUCACGAGAGCCGGGUUCCUGCCGCCUGCGCCUGAGGAGCAAGGCUGCCCAGUACCUAGAGACUGAUGCCUCGGAGCCCGCGGCGCCCAGUGGCUGGAGGCCCGGGCCGCAGGGCCCCAACGCAGCGCCGGGGGCUGAGGGAGACCUGCAGUGCCCUCACUGCCUGCGGUGCUUUGGCGAGCAGGGCCAAGAGCUGCUCCAGCACAUGGCCGAGUGCUGUCAGUGACCCGAGCCUGGCGGCCCCGCCCCGGACAGCUGUCCCAGGAGGCAGGUGGACCCUCGCAGUGGGGUCGCCGUGGUGGCUGUGCACCCUGGUUCUCUGCCCAGGCUGACAAGCCCUAGUGGAGAGGGGACAUGCUGCUGGUGGGGCCUGAGGGGCGGGGCCCCAGGCUGAAGCUGUGGGCACUCUGCUGCUGGAGUGUUUAGGGACCAGGGUGCUGCUCCCGCCCUUGUGGGGUGGGGGACCCCCACUUCCCCAAG
Ochotona princeps (American pika) is the source of this 1563-nucleotide messenger RNA. RefSeq names its product TNFAIP3 interacting protein 2 (gene TNIP2). The record is from RefSeq and is a predicted model, not a curated record. NCBI's taxonomy places the organism in Eukaryota, Metazoa, Chordata, Mammalia, Lagomorpha, Ochotonidae. Bases 50 to 1309 code for a protein of 419 amino acids. Gene Ontology annotation, molecular function: K63-linked polyubiquitin modification-dependent protein binding. Gene Ontology annotation, biological process: regulation of transcription by RNA polymerase II; cellular response to lipopolysaccharide. The transcript has 6 exons.